Drosophila persimilis is the source of this 1056-nucleotide messenger RNA. Its product is annotated as AN1-type zinc finger protein 2A. The record is from RefSeq and is a predicted model, not a curated record. Gene Ontology annotation, cellular component: cytoplasm; endoplasmic reticulum. Gene Ontology annotation, molecular function: zinc ion binding. The transcript is spliced from 3 exons. Gene Ontology annotation, biological process: proteasome-mediated ubiquitin-dependent protein catabolic process; protein targeting to ER. Lineage: Eukaryota; Metazoa; Arthropoda; Insecta; Diptera; Drosophilidae. The coding region runs from base 96 to 857 and encodes 253 amino acids.
UGGAAGUUUUCUUUGAUUGGGCAAAGGCAAUAAAAGCAGCUGCAACCUGUGAGAAGGUAUAUUUUCAACUCGACAGUAGACGCCACGAGAACACUAUGGAGUUUCCACAUUUGGGCCAGCAUUGCAGCGAGCAGACAUGCAACAGAUUGGAUUUCCUACCUGUCAAGUGUGACUCAUGCGACAAGGUAUUUUGCGCCUCCCACUACAACUACGAUCGUCACAAUUGUCCCGGAGCGUACAAGAAAAAUGUCCAGGUGCCCAUCUGUCCGCUCUGUCAUGAGCCAGUGCCCACAGCGCCUGGCGUGGAACCUGACCUAACAGUUGGCCAACACAUUGACAAGCAAUGCAAAUCGGAGAGCAAGAAAAUCUAUACAAAUCGCUGCCAUGCCAAAGGUUGUAAACGCAAGGAACUCAUUCCUGUGAAAUGUACACAGUGCCACUUGAACUUCUGUCUACGUCACCGUCAUACCAGCGACCACGAAUGCAGGCCAAAUGAGCCCACGCCAGCAGCGCCCAGUGGAGCCAGUGGAGUUUUUCAAUCUAUAUUCAAGUCAUCCACUGACGCACGAUCGAAUGCGGCUAAAGCAGCGGAAAGUCGUCGUCAGAAUAAGCCAGCAAACAACCUGUUCAACUCAAAUCCCAGACCAAGACCAGUGCAGGCCGCACAAGUUCAAAAUAUACAGGGAAAUAUGACUGAAGACGAGGCUCUGGCACGGGCGCUAGCCUUAUCAAUAAUGGAACAGGAUGACGCUGCGGAACUGGAUCGUAACCGCCAGACACCAGCCCAGAACAACGCACCGGGUGUUACUGUGGGCGGGCAGCAAUCAAAUGCCAAGGACAAGUGUUCGCUGUCCUAGUUACAGAAUCUUACGAGUACAACUCUCGACAUAUCCAUCACUUGACCAGCAGCAAAGCAAGGAAUCUGCCCCAACUACUAUUAGAGAAUAUUCGAACUAUUUGCUUAUUGUUAUUGUUCUCGUAAUGUUUUGUUGAUAAUUUACUUCGACUUCGUCACAUUCUACGUGGUUUAGCAAAAAUAAAUCAAUGUUAAUUCUA